AUGUUUCCUUACAAUUCUGCGUCUCCAUCCUCGAGACAGAAUGAGAAAUCUAUUAAACAAACGUACAGUUCAGACAGAGCAGUUGCUAAAACCACCGGCAAUGAUCUUUCCGAUGAUGAGCUGAAAAAAAUUAGUUCUAUGUCUGAAAAGAUAGAGCAUUUGGAAGCCGAAAACAAGGUUUUGACAGCAGAAGUUGAAGAAAAAAUAAAGAGCUAUCAAAGAGAAAUGAAAUCCCUGCAAACCGAAAAGCUUGAGAUCAGUGAGCAAAAAAGGCAUAUUCGGGAAAGAGCUAAGGACUUGGAAAAGGAAAUGUCUAAAUUGGAUUCUGAUAUGGACGAGCAUCGAACGCUACAAACUGAAAUCCUUGCGGAACAUGAGAAUUUUCAAUCCAUUACAAACGACAUAAACCGGUUUUUCAAUGUUUUAGGACUAAAGGAUUGCCCGGCCCAUGAAGAGCUUCUCGAAGAGGAAUCUCGACUUGAAAGAGAAUACGAUUCGAUCAACGAAGCAUUGCAGUUAGCAAUGCCAAAAUCUAAAUCAUUGCUUAACAUAUUAUGCGCUGUUACCAAUUCUUCACAGAAUAUCCCAGUCGAUGCUAAUGCUGCAUACUUAUAUCCUUCUUGUCUACUAAGACCAAAGUCACUAAUUACUCAGGACUCAUUAACUUUAGAACCAAAAGAUUUAGAGCUUGUUGCAUUUCAUUUAAGGACGCAACAGGAAAUUAAAGAAAAGCGGGUUGAACAAAUAUCCUCUAUUAACCAAUUUAUUGAACAUAUUGAAACAUAUUCUACUAAUUUAAGUUCGCAAGAUGUUAAGUUUAAGGAAAGUUCAAAGGAUCUCAUGGAUAAAAUACUACUUAUGAAAGCAAAUUUGAGUAAAUCAUUGUUUCUUUCACGUGAGAAGGCGGAUCAAAAAGAGCUUUCAAUUCAAAAUAUUUCAAGAGAGAUCGAGAAAUUUUCUUCUGUUCGAAAAGUUGAGCCGAAGGUAGAGAAAUAUCGAAACGCUUUACGAAACAUUCGGGAAGUAAAAAACCGUGACAACCUUCCGUCCACGAACUAUAAGUAUAGUUAUCCUUUAGAGUCACCGCCUAUUGUUCAAAAAUAUCAUUUGUCACAAGAGCCACUCCUUACCGAACCGGCUGUCCUGGAGUACUUAACACAAGUGGAUUCAUUUGCUAACGAUGAGAAAGCUAUGAGAGUUAUUAGAGCCAGAUACCUAAAACUUACCGGGCGCCCUUUAAAGGAUUGGAACUACACUAGCCCUAUUUAUGGGAGAACUAUAGAAGCUGCUAAUUUAAUACUGCAUAAUCCACGCUUUGUUUCGCUUAAACAUCUUCAUGUGACUCUUCGUGACACAAACAAUAUAGUUUGGCUUGCUGAAGUUUGGUGUGAUGAUUACGUUAGAGGAAUUGGCCAUUCUUUGAAGAAAGGAGAAGCUAUCCAAAUUGCAGCAGAGCAAGCAACACUUCAAUUUAAGGUAUGCUGA
Molecule: messenger RNA, 1485 nt
Organism: Schizosaccharomyces osmophilus
Lineage: Eukaryota; Fungi; Ascomycota; Schizosaccharomycetes; Schizosaccharomycetales; Schizosaccharomycetaceae
Product: Schizosaccharomyces specific family with conserved tryptophan
Exons: 6
Coding region: 1-1485 (494 amino acids)
Source: RefSeq, a predicted model, not a curated record